UCCGGAUGUGAUGAAAAAUGUUUCAGUCGAACUUUCUUCAGCGAAGUAGCAAAACCAGCGUGAGCGGCGGGACACAAUUGCCGUGGCUUUUUUAAGCAGUUCAUCAGAAAACAGAACGUUUGAAAUUGUGGAUGUAUUGAUAUACACUUCUUUUUUGUUAAAGUCUCGGCAACAUAACUCAGAAAACGUGUGAAGAGAACGGUGCUUUUCAGUGUGGAGAGGAUGGGAAUAACUCAAGCCUGAAGACUGGGAGUUGACAUGUUAGAAAGGGUUGGUGGGUGAUAACUACGAAGGGGAGACAUUUUCGGGUGUGUACAGUGUCUGGACAAGGAGGCUGUCUCAUGUCCGCGGAGACAGUGUUACCUCCGGAAGGGCCUGUAGGGCCAGCGACUGACCUGCAACAGGAGACGAGUCGUCUUCUGCACAGCUCCACUCAAGGCGCAUGCAACAAUGACAGUUGUGAAUCACCAGACGCCACAUCAACAACCAAAACUCGGUCUCCAGGGGAACCACAAUCCAGCGGAACGCCAGAACAUGUGACGGGAGGAGGCUACACCCAUGACAACCUCGUCAGAACCCAGCCCCGACCCCUGCCCCCCCUGAGCACCUCCUCCUCCUGCGAGGGAGACCCCACCAGGCUUCAGAAUGGCCUUCCCGUCGCCAUGGGCAACGGUCAUGGCGGGGCACGCCCGGGUGCCACGGCAACAGUGGAGCCCAGGAAGCAGCAUCCAUCACCUGUGUCGCAGAAGAUGCAGCGGAAGCUGCGCUCCAGCCUGUCAGUCAACUCCGACAGCAGCCGGAAAAGCAAAGGCAGCUCCACCGGAUCACACAAGCCUGGCUCGUCACCGGAGGACUGCUGUGUGCACUGCAUCCUGGCCUGCCUGUUCUGCGAGUUCCUGACGCUGUGCAACAUGGUGGUGGCCCAGGCGUCCUGUGGAACCUGCACCUCGGAGGCCUGCUGCUGCUGCUGCUGCGCCGACGACCUGGGCGACGACUGCAACUGCCCCUGCGACAUGGACUGCGGCAUCAUGGAUGCCUGCUGUGAGUCCUCCGACUGCCUGGAGAUAUGCAUGGAGUGCUGCGGCAUCUGCUUCCCCACAUAAGAGUGUCCAGGGAAGGGGGACCGGAGAUGUGGCCGCCUCACUCUCUGCGCACCCACCAACUGACCCAGCCAUUGGCUACUAUACAUAUGGGAGAAGACAGAGAGAUGGAGACAGAAUGUGUGUGUGUGUGUGUGUGUGUAUACAUAUCUGUGUUUAUGUGCCUUUAUGCGUGUGUCCGCCUGUGUGUGUGUGAGUGUGUGUGAUCACAGUUUAGACUUGAUCUAGAAAACCAUCUCGUCAGGCCAUCGAAACAUCUCCCAAUGCGCUCUCCAUCAGUGCAGCCAAGCAAAGGACUGAACUGAUACAUGAUAUCUUAGUAUACUCAAAGUAUAGGAAAAACACAUAAAAGUUGCUUUAAUGUUGUACAUCAAAUAUGCUAUCUAAUGCUUAACACCUUAUAUUGCCUUACAUCCCGUUCUUUUGCUGUCAUUUCAACUGAAUCAUUUCGGGAGGUUCUACCGAUUCUACCUGCAGUGCCAAAGGACUCCCAUGGAACCUUUGUUUUGUUGAUCUAUGAAAUAUCUGUGAUAUUCAGUAGUUCACUAACUUACAUGUACACACUAGUUAAAGCUGUCUUUUCCUGAAUGGCACUGUCACAGACUGUUGACAGGUCACCUUAAAGAAUUCAUGGCCAUGAAGGCCUCCUUAUAAUUGAUGGCUGUGGAUUCAUCAGCCUGAUGACUUCCUUGUAUUGGACUGUUGCUAAAGCUGAUAAGAAAAUCAAUCAUGUUUAAUGAGAUUUUGUCAAACUACUCUUAAGUCUACUGUAAGCUUUUAAUAGCUAGUAAUAGCCAGCAUCAAACUGAUACUAAAUUGAGGACCACACAAGCAAUCCCUUAUGCCAGAUAAUUCAGCAUCUCCAACACUACCAAUAUAUAGUAUGAGCCCUUUUCUGUAAUCUGUACUGAUUUAAAAUGCUGGCCUAAGGACUCAAUGAGAUAUGUUAACCCUAUUGGUAUCUGUAGUAAGGCCCUAUGUGUCCCUUUUUAGAAUUUCUCAAAAAUGUACUUUACAUUUUCAUUAUUUUCUUUCCUUGGAUUGACUAGCUAUUUUUGUCUAACCCACAGUCAUCAAACAUUUUUUUUUAUAGAGGUUAAGAAACAAUAUUGCUGUGUCAAUAGUUGUUCAUGCACUUUAACCUGCAGUAUUAAAAUGUUUGUAGUGCUAUUCCAAGAAAGGUGGAUGCAAACUCAGAAUGUAUGUAUUUCCAUAGCUGCCAAAGGGGUGACCUAUAGUCAGAUGCCAAUAAAUAUGUUAUUGGAUUAUUUCAGCAUAUUGAGGGGGAAAAUCAAUGUAGUUUUAAGUACACAUCAGUCAUUCCGUUAGAUUUAGAUUUCCUCCAAGGAUUCCAAAGAGCAGUGUUUUGUGUAUUGUGUUAUUCAAUCUACUAUCUACUCCUUAAGAAAGUAAAGGGAUGGCUCAGAUAGUCCAGCUAUUCAAGGAAGUCCACUACCACAAAGUAGUUCCGGAGGUUUUCAGUGUCUUUGGUGUAUUUUGUUGCUUUUUUGUUGACUGCCAUAUUCCCAUGCUCACUAACCAGCGAGAACGAAAAAACAAAGCCUUCAGGUGAUUCUCAUUGCAUAACUGACAUACACCGCUACGUAAAGUAGACAUGGCACCCCUGCCUCUCUCACUAAUGAAAUGCUUUCAGCAGACAGAUGUAGGGAAAGAAGUGGUUAGGCAAUUAAUGGGUGGCGAUGGAGCAGGAUGAGCUCGCAAUUGUGCGCUUUUUCUUUUUUUUUUUGUCAAUUUCAUUUUCAUAUGCAAGAUAUGUGAAAUCCUCUGCAAUUCCAUGAAAAUGGAAUCCAUAGGACCUUGUUACUGGAGAAUGAGAAUGACUGACUGGUCUUGGAUCAUUACUGCGAUGCCAAUCAUUUUAGUGAAACUUCAUUUUUUUAAGUCAGAUAUUAUCCUUGCUGUGGACAGUGUCACUUCCAAAAGGUUCAUAUGGAUCCAUUUCGUUAUGGCCAUCCAUUCCCAGUAGAUGUUUGGAUAAUGACAGAUAAUAACUCUCCAUCUGUAGCUUAACUGUGUCUGUAUUCUGUCUUUUAAGUUUGUCAGAAAAAAGUAUUUUUUUACGUUAAGUGCAUUUACUGGAUCAACCCAAAGUGAUGCCUGGGAAAAUAUUGGAAUUAGAUUUUAUUUCUUUAACCAGACACAUUGCUGUUUUGUUCAAGUACAACACUCUUGAUAGUAAUAUGAUUUGUAGUCAUCAACAUAUUACUAGGCAUAUCAUAUUCUGGAUUUUCUUUAUUAGAGUAUAAUACCAUUAGGUAUUUUGCCCUAUUAAGGAAACAUUAAGAAGGUUACUGGAAACAACCAAUUCAAUACAGGGUUGGACAGAACAGAUUUUUUAAUGAAUAGCAUACUGUUAAAAUAGUAAUUUGUUGUCAUUGUGAAAAUAUUUACUUUAUAUUUUUUGACUGAGUUUUAGAGCUUUUUUUUCUAGUCCUUUUGGGGCGUACUCUAUAUAAGGUGAUGCAGACAUUUCUUACAAAAGUCGUCACUUCUGUGUCAGCCAUUUAAUGUGCCAUGUAUUUGGGAGAAAACUGUUUUCUUUUUCUUUUUUCAGUUGUGUCCAGUCUUCCCCCUUCAGAUCUGCUCUCCGUUUAGCUCAGUCGCUGAUAAAAACUUAAAUCAGCUUGUGAAUUCAGUGCACAAAAAGUCUUGCACUCCAAUGGACAAUUUAGAUUUCUUAGAGAGAUCUUAGAGUUUCCAUUUAGAACUCUCUGUUGAUGAAGGGUUCAGACUUAUUUGGCAUUUAGCAUUUAGCCUUUUUCAAAUUAUAUUACACCCUUAAGAACCCUUUUUGCAAACAAUGUGUUGUAUGUUUGAAAUAAAAAAAUUUUGUAGUUAAACAUUACAUUUUUGACUCACGCAGUGCAUUUUUUUUUAUCACUGAGAGUAGAUUUUCAGGAAGAAGGCUCUUCUCUCCUGGUGUGGUUGAUUCAUUACAGCUCAACCAGUCCUACUGGAAACCAUGGGAGAUGCUUCUGGUAGAGAAAUAUUCAACAGGAAUAAUGUGAAGAUAUUCUUGAUUUUUCAGAGCAUUGCAUAUAACAGUACUUGUGUGUAUCUACUUUUUCUCUCCCCAAAAGUAAGGAAUAUUGAAUUCUCUGUGCACAACUUGAUCUCAUUUCCUCAGCAUACUGUAUAUCAACCCUGUUGUCCAUGAAGUAGAUCACUAUGGUCUUAAUAAACCGUGAGAAUACAUGUAA
Clupea harengus (Atlantic herring) is the source of this 4321-nucleotide messenger RNA. RefSeq names its product MyoD family inhibitor domain containing (gene mdfic). The record is from RefSeq and is a predicted model, not a curated record. Lineage: Eukaryota; Metazoa; Chordata; Actinopteri; Clupeiformes; Clupeidae.